Messenger RNA from Penaeus vannamei (Pacific white shrimp), 726 nucleotides. Lineage: Eukaryota; Metazoa; Arthropoda; Malacostraca; Decapoda; Penaeidae. The record is from RefSeq and is a predicted model, not a curated record.
GAUUGGAGCCGAACUACUUGGGAAUGUUUGCAAAGUUUGUGGGAAAGUGUUCAACGGAAGGAAUUGGAAACAAAAUCUUGAGUACCAUUUCUUAACUCAUACAAAACAAAAGCCCUUCAAAUGCCCCAUUUGCCCACACAGCUCAGCCCUUAAGUAUAAUUUAAUCAGACACAUUCGCAAUAGACAUAGCGAGCUCUUGUCCCCCGCAUAUCAGAAUCAGCAGGGUGACAGGGAAGGCCAUGAAAUGAGUGGCCAAGGGAGUCAGUUGCCCCUUAGUAGGCUUGUCUCCCGUGAGAUUCAGUUACCCCCCGUACGCGAGAGUCAGCUACAUUCCAACCACGACAUUCAGUUGCUCCAUAGUAGAGAGAUACAGGGUGCACAGAAUCCAACUGAGGUUCAGAUGCCCUCCAAUCAGGAGGUCCCUUUACCCCCAAACUGUGAUAUUGGACUGCCUCUCAGUCAGGAGAAUCAGCUCUGCCUCACUCAAGAGGGUCAGCUGAACCCCAGCUUAGGGAACCUAAUGCCAUCUAAACAGGAGGACAAGAUGUAGGAAAAGUAAAACAAAUGUUGUAAUGGUAGUUGUCAAUGACAUGUUAAGGGAAUUGAUAUAUAUAUAUAUAAAAUUGUUCUGUUUAGCAAUUGUGGUGGUGCUGUUUGAUUGAUUGUCCGAAGUGAAAAGCGUGAAGUACUGAGAGUAGGUUUGUGUGUUGCAGGGGGAGGAGGGAG